Molecule: messenger RNA, 1970 nt
Organism: Rhododendron vialii
Lineage: Eukaryota; Viridiplantae; Streptophyta; Magnoliopsida; Ericales; Ericaceae
Product: adenine/guanine permease AZG1
Exons: 4
Coding region: 106-1842 (578 amino acids)
Biological process (GO): transmembrane transport
Cellular component (GO): plasma membrane
Molecular function (GO): purine nucleobase transmembrane transporter activity
Source: RefSeq, a predicted model, not a curated record
CACACACUCAUUCACACACACGCACGCAAGGAGUACAUAUAGUAUCUCACAGUCACACAUAAACCCACGGUCAGUUACUCCUCACAUAUCCAAAACUCUCUCAAGAUGGAAAUGGAGACCCCACCGCCGCUACUCAACCCAAGUCCCUCCCCGCUCACUCGUCUCAACUCGUUCGUCGCAACCAGCCGGGUCGGGAAACGCUUCAAGCUCGCCGAGCGCAACACCACCUUCACAACCGAGCUCCGCGCCGGCACCGCCACGUUCCUCACCAUGGCCUACAUCCUCGCCGUCAACGCCUCCAUCCUCUCCGACUCCGGCGGACCCUGCUCCGUCGCCGACUGCGUUCCCCUCUGCUCCGACCCCACCCUCCCCCACUCCAACUGCUCCGGAUCCCCGAGCCUCACCCUCAUCCAACCCGACUCCGCCUGCAAGUUCGACCCGGUCAACCCGGGCUACUCCGCCUGCCUGGACCGGAUCCGGAAGGACCUCAUCGUCGCCACCGCGGCGUCCUCUCUCAUCGGGUGCGUGAUCAUGGGAACCUUCGCGAACCUUCCGCUGGCGCUGGCGCCCGGGAUGGGGACCAACGCGUACUUCACGUACACCGUUGUUGGAUUUCAUGGAUCCGGCAGUGUUUCGUACCAGAGCGCUCUCGGCGCGGUUUUCAUCGAGGGUUUGAUUUUUCUGCUGAUUUCGGCGAUUGGGUUGCGGGCCAAACUCGCUAAACUCGUUCCGAAACCCGUCCGGAUCUCCUCCUCCGCUGGCAUCGGCCUUUUCCUCGCUUUCAUUGGUUUACAGAACGACCAAGGAAUCGGGCUAAUAGGUUACAGCUCAUCGACCCUAGUCACCCUCGGCGCCUGCCCCACCUCCUCACGCGCCUCCCUUGCCCCUGUCGUCACCUCCGCCAACGGCACCGUCAGCCUCCUCUCACGCGGCACAGUCUCCGGCGACAUCCUCUGCCUCCACCACCGCAUGCAGAGCCCCACCUUCUGGCUCGGCGUGGUUGGCUUCGUCAUCAUCGCCUACUGCCUCGUCAAGAACAUCAAAGGCGCCAUGAUAUAUGGCAUCGUCUUCGUCACCGCCGUCUCCUGGUUCCGCCACUCAAACGUCACCGUUUUCCCUCACACUCCCGCCGGCGACUCCGCGUACAAGUACUUCAAAAAAGUCAUCGACAUCCAUGUCAUCAAAGACACCGCGGGCGCCUUGAGCUUCAAAUCCAUUGGCAAAGGGCAUUUCUGGGAAGCCCUAGUAACAUUCCUGUACGUCGACAUAUUAGAUACGACAGGUACUCUGUAUUCCAUGGCUCGAUUCGCUGGAUUCACCACGGAAACCGGGGAUUUCGAGGGGCAGUACUUUGCCUUCAUGUCAGACGCUUCGGCGAUUGUGGUGGGGUCCCUACUGGGGACGUCGCCGGUGACAGCGUUUAUCGAGUCGUCGACGGGGAUAAGGGAGGGUGGGCGGACGGGGCUGACGGCAUUGACAGUGGCGGGGUACUUUCUGCUCGCGUUCUUUUUCACGCCGUUGCUGGCGUCGAUACCGGCGUGGGCGGUGGGGCCGCCGUUGAUACUGGUGGGGGUUCUGAUGAUGAGGUCGGUAGUGGAGAUCAAGUGGGAUGACAUGAGGGAGGCGAUACCGGCGUUCGUGACGUUGAUUCUGAUGCCGUUAACUUAUUCGAUUGCGUAUGGUUUGAUUGGAGGGAUUGGGACGUAUAUUGUUUUGCAUCUUUGGGACUGGGGGGUGGGGGCUUUGAGGGAGUUUGGAAUUGUUAAGGGGGUGAAGAGUACUAGUGAGGUGGUAAAUACUCAAGUUUCUAGGGAUGAAACCACAAAACCAUUCGAUGUUUAAACAAAAAGAACCUCUGAAAUCUCUCUCUCUCCCUUUGUGAUUUUAGUAAUUCACUUUUGUAUGACAAUUUUUUGAUUUGGGCAUAAAGAAAAAGAAGGUAAAUAAUAGAUCGCCCUCUUAGUUGUUAA